Messenger RNA from Microsporum canis CBS 113480, 657 nucleotides. RefSeq names its product DUF431 domain-containing protein. Gene Ontology annotation, biological process: peptidyl-arginine methylation. Gene Ontology annotation, molecular function: protein-arginine omega-N monomethyltransferase activity. Lineage: Eukaryota; Fungi; Ascomycota; Eurotiomycetes; Onygenales; Arthrodermataceae. The record is from RefSeq and is a predicted model, not a curated record. The coding region runs from base 1 to 657 and encodes 218 amino acids. The transcript has 5 exons.
AUGGCAACUAGUCAAGGCAAAGGUCUGGCUCAGGCCAAGCAGUCGACGGCUACUUUUGUUGUCGAACAUCUUGACCCCGAACUCGGGCCAUGGUCUGCACUGGAAUACAGAUGCAUUGCUGAAGAGCUGGGCAAGGCCAAGGCGAAAUUCAUGCUGACGUCUGUGCAAAAGUCUCUGUGCUUACCACAAACCCUGGCGUCGCAGAGCAACUUGGGCGUGGAGCAUCAGAGCGUGGAGGAAAUCUUUUCAGGCAGAAAGUCGGCCGUCUGUCUCUUGGAUCCAGCAGCGGACACUGAGCUAUCGCCAUCUGACGGUGAUGAAUUUCAAGUCUUCCUUUUUGGCGGCAUCCUCGGCGACCACCCACCACGAGACCGGACCUCUGAACUGAGGAAAAAGGGAUAUGCUUGCCGUCGAUUGGGCCCAAAGCAGAUGACAACAGAUACCGCUGUUAGGGUGACGCGCAUAGUGACCCAGGACAAAGUGCCAUUGAACCAAAUUCCUUGGCUAGACUUCCCUGAGAUCCGCAUAGACAAGCGCGAGUCUAUCGAAAUGCCAUUUCGAUACGUAAAGGGGCCAGAUGGAGGGCCAAUUAUGCCGGAAGGCAUGCCUGCUCUUAUUAAAAAGGAUGCGGAUAAGGCAAUAGAAGAUCUGCUUUAA